This is a messenger RNA of Candoia aspera, 2420 nucleotides long. RefSeq names its product synaptic vesicle glycoprotein 2A (gene SV2A). Bases 45 to 2237 code for a protein of 730 amino acids. Gene Ontology annotation, molecular function: transmembrane transporter activity. Gene Ontology annotation, cellular component: neuron projection; synaptic vesicle membrane. Gene Ontology annotation, biological process: transmembrane transport; chemical synaptic transmission. Lineage: Eukaryota; Metazoa; Chordata; Lepidosauria; Squamata; Candoiidae. The record is from RefSeq and is a predicted model, not a curated record. The transcript has 12 exons.
UUUCAACCUCAAGGCCCAAAGGGCUGGUGCGUCAGGUGAGAACCAUGGAUGAAGGCUUUAGAGACCGGACUGCCUUCAUCCGUGGUGCCAAAGACAUUGCGAAGGAGGUGAAGAAGCAUGCAACCAAGAAGGUGAGCAAGGGGAUGGACCGGAUGCAAGAUGAAUACACUAAGCGCUCCUACACUCGCUUUGAGGAAGAUGAUGAUGAUGAUGACUAUCAGCCCCAAGAUGGAUACCACCAUGGGGAGCCCUCCGCUGAUGAUGAAGGGGCUUCCAGCGAUGCUACUGAAGGCCAUGAUGAAGAUGAUGAGAUCUAUGAGGGGGAAUACCAGGGCAUUCCCCGGAAUGAUUCCCUGAAAGGUGGAGACCGAUUGACAGCCAGCCCAGAGGUAGUGAGCGAGUUCAGAGACUUUGACGACCUGGAAGGAGAGAAGAAGAAAGAGAAGGAAGAGCUUUCUCAACAGUAUGAGCUAAUUCUACAAGAGUGUGGACACGGGAAAUUCCAGUGGACACUCUACUUUGUGCUCGGACUGGCCCUCAUGGCUGAUGGAGUGGAAAUUUUUGUGGUUGGCUUUGUUCUCCCCAGCGCUGAGAAAGAUAUGUGCUUGUCGGACUCCAAUAAAGGCAUGCUGGGCCUCAUUGUCUACCUGGGCAUGAUGGUGGGCGCCUUCCUGUGGGGCGGCCUGGCAGACCGGCUGGGGCGCAGACAGUGCCUGCUGAUGUCGCUCUCGGUCAACAGCGUCUUUGGGUUCUUCUCCUCCUUCGUGCAGGGCUAUGGCACCUUCCUCUUCUGCCGACUGCUCUCUGGCAUGGGCAUCGGGGGGUCAAUCCCCAUCGUUUUCUCCUACUACUCGGAGUUCCUGGCCCAGGAGAAGCGUGGAGAGCACCUCAGCUGGCUCUGCAUGUUCUGGAUGAUUGGUGGCAUCUACGCCUCUGCCAUGGCCUGGGCCAUUAUCCCCCAUUACGGGUGGAGCUUCCAAAUGGGAUCCGCCUACCAGUUUCACAGCUGGCGUGUCUUUGUCUUGGUCUGUGCCUUCCCGUCUGUCUUUGCCAUUGGGGCCCUCACCACCAUGCCAGAGAGCCCCCGCUUCUUCCUGGAGAACGGGAAGCACGACGAGGCUUGGAUGGUUCUGAAGCAGGUCCAUGACACCAACAUGAGGGCCAAAGGCCACCCUGAACGGGUCUUCUCGGUGACCCACAUCAAGACAAUCAAACAGGAGGAUGAACUGGUGGAGAUCCAGUCGGACACAGGGACCUGGUACCGGCGCUGGAUGGUCCGCUUCCUGAAUCUUUCUCAGCAGGUCUGGGCAAAUUUUCACCAGUGCUUUGCUCCUGAGUAUCGCCGAGUCACACUGAUGAUGAUGGCUGUCUGGUUCACCAUGUCCUUCAGCUACUAUGGCCUGACCGUCUGGUUCCCGGACAUGAUUAAGCACCUCCAGAACAUGGAAUAUGCCUCCCGCACAAAGGUCUUUGGGAAUGAGACGUUCCGACACAUCACCUUCAACUUCACCCUGGAGAACCAGAUCCAUCGCCGCGGGGAGUACUUCAAUGACAAGUUCAUUGGCCUCAAGAUGAAGUCUGUUUCCUUUAUUGACUCUUUAUUUGAAGAAUGCUACUUUGAGGACAUCACGUCAAGCAAUACUUUCUUCAAGAACUGCACAUUUCUGGCCACCGUCUUCUACAACACAGACCUCUUUGAGUACAAGUUCAUUGACAGCCGGAUCAUCAACAGCACCUUCCUGCACAACAAAGAGGGCUGCCAGCUGGAUUUCAGUGAUGACAACAAUGCUUACAUGAUCUACUUUGUCAGCUUCCUGGGCACCCUGGCAGUGCUGCCGGGCAACAUUGUCUCUGCGCUCCUGAUGGACAAGAUCGGGCGUCUUCGCAUGCUGGCCGGGUCGAGCGUCAUGUCUUGUGUGAGCUGCUUCUUCCUGUCCUUCGGCAACAGCGAGUCGGCCAUGAUUGCCCUCCUCUGCUUGUUUGGCGGGGUCAGCAUUGCAUCGUGGAACGCCCUGGAUGUCCUCACGGUGGAGCUGUACCCCUCGGACAGGAGGACCACCGCCUUUGGGUUCCUCAAUGCUCUUUGCAAGCUGGCAGCAGUUUUGGGCAUCAGCAUCUUCACGUCGUUCGUGGGCAUCACGAAAGCCGUGCCCAUCUUGCUUGCAUCGGCGGCCCUAGCCGUGGGCAGUUCCCUGGCCCUGAAGCUGCCGGAGACCCGGGGGCAGGUGCUGCAGUGAGAGGGAGCCCCCGGCGCUCUUCUGCCCCCCACCCCCGACCGGGGGAGAUUUAGCAUUGUAGACACUGUGACUGUCUUGUUGUGCAUUUCAAUGGGAAAUCUGUCUUCUCUUGGAUUUUAUUCCACAAGCUCACUUGCUCUCGAGUUCUCCUCAUGUCCAUUUCUCCCACGGCUUUGAGGUACA